AUGCAACCCAUCACUCUAUACUCUCACGAAAUCGGCCCCAAUCCUUGGAAGGUUGCCAUCAUCCUUUCAGCCCUGGGACUCGAAUACAAAACUAUCUUUGUCAGCUUCGAUGAAGUCAAGCUUCCCCCUUUUACGGACAUCAACCCGAACGGCCGUCUCCCAGCGAUCACCGACCCAAACAGAAACAUCACCCUGUGGGAAUCGGGUGCUAUUGUCCAGUAUCUGAUUGAUACCUACGACGUCUCACGCAAAUUGUGCUACGACACUUUCCACGAACGAUACCUCACUCAGCAAUGGCUCCACUUCCAAAUGUCCGGUCAAGGUCCUUACUACGGACAACUGGGCUGGUUCAAACGUCAGCCUAACCCCAAUCCAUCCGCCAUCGAACGGUAUUCAAACGAAAUCAGACGCGUCACCAGCGUUCUGGACAAGGCACUUCAGGGUCGUCAAUGGCUUGUCGGGGACAAGUGCACGUAUGCAGACUUGUCCUUUGUGCCUUGGCAGGAUCUUUUAAGCUUCUUUCAUGGUGAUCAAGUGGAAACUCUUGCCCGCGAUUUCCCAAAUGUCGAUGCCUGGAUGGGGAGAAUGAGAGCAAGGGAUGAUGUGAAAAAGGUCUUGGAAGAGAAAGCUCUGGCUAUGGAGAAAAUGGCGCAGAAAUAG
Penicillium griseofulvum is the source of this 660-nucleotide messenger RNA. Its product is annotated as glutathione S-transferase family protein. Bases 1 to 660 code for a protein of 219 amino acids. The transcript has a single exon. The record is from RefSeq and is a predicted model, not a curated record. Lineage: Eukaryota; Fungi; Ascomycota; Eurotiomycetes; Eurotiales; Aspergillaceae.